UCUGGUGAAGAUGCUCAGACUCUGCCGGAGGGGCAGCUGCUGCACACACUGGGCCUCUCUAUGGGAAUUGUGGGAAGUUAGUAAAGCAAUGCAGUUCAUUCUGACUCAGUAGAGGUCAGAUCACACGUCCAGCGUCUCACACUGUAGGAGUUUGACUGCGACUGAGAGAGCGUUAAUUAAUUAAUUAAUCAAUCAGUCAGACGUGGAGCGCAGGAUGAUUGCGCUGCUCUUCACCCUCUGCGCUCUCCUCCACUCCGCGUGGGGCGAGUGUGAGACAGGGUGGAGGCCGUAUCAGGACCGCUGUUAUUUCUUCUCCAGCAGCACUAAGACGUGGCACGACGCUCUGGCCGACUGUCAGAGUAAACACAGCAACCUGAUGAGCAUCAGUGACAUUCACGAGAGGCUGUGGGUCAGGACACAGAUCGGCUCCACCAUCUACUGGAUCGGCCUGAAUGACAUCGUGUCUGAGGGGAACUGGGAGUGGAGCGACGGGAGUGUUUACUACCCCUACCUGGCGUACUGGAGGGAAGGACAGCCGGACAACUAUAACGAUAACGAGGACUGCGGUCAGGUGGACGGGAACAGUAACGGCCAGUGGAACGACGAGCACUGUACAGCCCUGCGGCCGUACAUCUGCAAACGGGACAACCCGAACCCCACCAUCCUGUGCGACACGGCGAACGGCUGGGAGCAGUACGGCUCUAACUGCUAUAAGCUGAACUCUCACCUGACGAAGAGCUGGAUCGCCGCCCGCACCGACUGUGUGAGGGACGGAGCGGAUUUGGUGUCCAUCGAGUCGGCGGAGGAGGAGCAGUACAUCACCAGCCGCCUGGACCCGUCCCGCUUCGACCUGUGGAUCGGCUACUCCACCCUGAAAUGCACAACGUUGUCCUGUGAAGUCCUGCCAAACAGCACCACCUUCACCUGGUCAGACGCCUCCACCUCCUCCUACACAAACUGGCCCAGUGGACAGCCUGACCUCACAGAUAAGCAGAGUGGUGUGUGCACUGCUGUGAUCAAGGAUGCAGGAGAGGAUUAUGGGAAAUGGAGGACCCAUGUGUGUCGCUACGAACGGCCCUACAUAUGCAAGAGGGCUCUGAACACUAUUUGUCCUCUGGGGUGGCUGAGCUUCGGUGGAAGCUGCUAUUUGGUGGUCAGUAACAGCCACCUGCUGACCAGCUGGCACCAGGCCCUGACCAGAUGCACCGAUAUGGGUGCCAACCUGGUGACCAUCAAAAGUGAGGAUGAGCAAUACUUCAUCAACGCUCAGCUCCCUGACCUCCACCAGGUGGACAUACCUGAUGUGUGGAUUGGAGUUUCAGAUAAGGACCAGGAUGGCACCUUUAAAUGGGUGGAUAAGACCGACAUUCAGUUCUCCAACUGGAACUCUGGCUUCCCAAAAAACACAGACACAUACUGGGACUGUGGACAGAUCUACACCGGAAACUACGCUGGAAAGUGGGAGACGACCAACUGCUUCAAGAACCUGGCCUACAUCUGUAAGAUGGUCGGGGGUCAGAAUGUUAAGCCCACCGCUGCACCAGACUCUCACUGUGAUGAAGGCUACCUGCUGUACGGCGAUUACUGCUACCACUUUGAGUCUGAAACGGUCAAAAAGUGGCAGGACGCUGAAAGCUACUGUGUGACUCAGGGUGGACACCUGGUCAGCAUCCACAACGAAGAGACGGUCAGCUUCCUAACAGCUCACAUGUCCAGGUCCUCCUGGGUGGGUCUGAAUGACAUUGAAACAGAGGGAACCUUUAAGUGGACAGACGGAACGUCUGCUGACUUUUUGCCGUGGGAGACCGGUCAGCCGGACAACUGGCAGGGGGACGAGGACUGUGUGCACAUCCGGGGGACGGAGCACCAUGACACGGGAAAACUGAACGAUCUUCCCUGCAGCUCCACGUACCCCUUCAUCUGCCAGAAAGCUAAAGGACAGGGUCCUCCACCAGUUCCUCCAACAUCUGGACCAGGCUGGAAUGAGAAGUGUGGUUCGUGGGUUGCGGACCCCUUUAACGACUUCUGUUACCUCUUUAACUAUCUGUCGCUGCGUAAGUGGGCGGAGGCCCGAGCGGACUGUGUGAAUCAGGGUGGAGAUCUGCUGAGCAUCACAGAGCCGUUCGAGCAGGGCUUCAUCCAGGCUCAAAUCCAGUCGAUCCCCACCGGCGUGUCUCUGUGGAUGGGAGGCCAUGACUCGGUCACUGAGGGCGGCUGGGAGUGGACAGAUAGAUCACCCUUCCGCUUCAUCAACUGGGCUUCAGGUAAUCCUGAUGAUUAUUACGGUGAAGACUGUCUCACCAUUUACAUCAACAACGGCUACUGGAACGACGACAACUGUGACUAUGAUCGGGGCUACAUCUGCAAACGCCGAGGAAACACUCCAGAACCUCCACCACCUCAUGAUGGCUUUCUAACAGCGUAUACGUGUGAGGGCUCCAAUAUGGUCCUGCACUGCCCCACCAACAGCGUCAUCAACAUCCAGUCUGCUUUCUUCGGCCGCAACAGUGAUAAAAUCUGCCCAUAUGAGCACGGAUCUCUGGAUUCCUGCACUGUCCCAGGUAUCCUAGAGAAGGUCAGGAAGGCGUGUGACAACCGUGGCUUCUGUUUCGUCUUCGCCUACACGGAGACGGACCCCUGCCCCACCGUCUCUAAGUACAUGGAGGUGGUCUACAGCUGUGAGCAGGACGUGUGUGUAAGGGGUCUCGGGGUGGAGGACAGGAACAUCACAGACUCCAUGAUCUCUGCCUCCUCCUCCAUCAGCGGACAAGAGCCCACCAGAGCUCGUCUCAAUGGAGAUUCCUGCUGGAUGCCCGCCAGCCCAGCCAGUAACUCGUGGAUCCAAGUGAGCCUUCCUGAGUCCAAGAAGAUCACAGGAGUGGUGAUCCAGGGCUGCCCCACUGCUGACCACUGGGUGACCAAGUUUAAAGUCCAGACCAGUUUGGACGGCGUCUCGUGGACAGAUUACACCGCUGAAGGAAAGGUGGAGGAGUUCCUGGGCUCAGUGGACAGAGGGACUCCUGAGACUCAGCUGCUGGGGACGCCCGUGUCCGUCAAACACAUCCGGAUCCUUCCACUGGAGUGGUUCAAUGAGGCCGGCCUGCGCUUCGAAAUCCUGGGCUGCGAGCCGGACUAUGCCAUUACGUGCAGUCAAACCCCCAGUCUGGACCACUCUGUAGAUAAAAUGACAGUCCACUGUCCUGCUGGUUGUGUGUCUGAGUCCUACAGCGUGUACGGAACCCUGACCUACCGCGGCGACUCCAACAUCUGUGCAGCUGCGAUUCAUGCGGGCGUCGUCCUGAACGAGCUGGGCGGAGACUGCACAGUGCUCAAAGCUCCGGGGCAGAACUUCUACAGCGGCUCCACCAGAAACGGCAUCACCUCCAAGCAAUACAGUGGAGAUUAUUCUGUGUCCUUCGAGUUCGCUGAUGGAGAGCUGCGGUGUCCUGGGACGGACUGGUACGAGUUUGGGGAAUUCUGCUAUAAGCCCGUUGAUGAGAAGAAGACGUGGCACGUGGCUCGCUCUGAGUGCAGGAAGCUGGGGGCAGACCUGGUGUCCAUCAUGUCCCUCACAGAGCAGAGCUGGCUGGAGAGCUACCUGUACCUGGCCACCAAUGAUGUUUGGAUCGGGCUGAAUGAUCUAGACUUCUCCGGCUACUUCGUCUGGUCAGACCACCAUGAGGUCACUUUCACAUACUGGUCACCUGGAGAACCAAACAACCACCUGGGCUUUGACGAGAACUGUGUGGAGAUGUACUAUCAGACUGGCAGAUGGAACGACGUCACCUGCACUGAAUUGAACACGUUCAUCUGCAAAAUGGCUAAAGGUCAUUACGCACUACCCUCCAUCAAACCCACAGUGUAUGGCUGCCCACAGGGCUGGGAUGCGUUCGAGUACUCCUGUUACUGGUUCGAGGAGACUGCGAUGACCCGCGCUGAGGCCAAGAGCUUCUGUGAGGCCAAAGAUAAAGACAGCACUCUGCUGCACAUCCUGGACGUGUACGAGCAGGCUCACUUCACCGCACGCAUGGGCAGCUACUCUGGUGACUGGUGGAUCGGUCUGAGAGCGAAGGGGGAAACAGUUGGAGUGGAUUAUCACUGGGACAGUGGAGAUCUGAUGAUCUACUCUCACUGGGGCCGCGACCAGCCCAAUAGCCAUGCUGGCCCCUGUGUCACCAUGACAACCUCACCUACCCCGGGGUUCUGGGGGAACAGGAACUGUGAGGAGUCCCACCCUUUCAUCUGCGAAAUUCCUAGAGACGAUAUCUCCCCGCCCACUAAGGCCCCGACUCCGCCCCCUGUGGCAGGAUGUGCUGAAGGCUGGAGUGGACAGUCUCACUUCAGAUACUGUUACAGGCUCUUCACGGUGGACUAUGCGUAUAAGAAGAGCUGGCAGGGGGCGCGCGAGGACUGUGUGGCGCGGGGCGCUGACCUGGUCAGCAUCCACUCAGGCGAGGAGGAGAUAUUCAUGGCCGAGUACACCAAGGGCAAGACACAGUGGAUCGGCUUGAGCAAAAACCCGCUGGAAGGAGAUUAUUCCUGGAGUGAUGGUUCUCCGCUCAGUCACACUAACUGGGGUCCCGGGGAACCAAAUGACCACAGCGGCCGGGAGAACUGUGUGGAGAUGGUCACCACUCAGAAUGGCACGUCUUUCUGGAAUGACAUCAACUGUGAUGCCCAUCAGGACUGGGUCUGCAUGAUCGCCAAGGGCAAGACCCCCGUCGAGCCCCCAGUGCCCCCUUCAGCUGUGCCAGCUCCGGACUGCGGGAGUAACCCCGGCUGGAGGAAGCACAACGACGUCUGUUAUUACUACAACGACACCGACGUGGUGGACUUCUACACAGCGCUGAGCCGGUGCUACACUGAAAAGGCUCUGCUGGCCUCCAUCCUGGACCAGGAGGAGCAGACCUACAUCAUCUCUAUGGUGGGAACAGGUCAGGUGGAGGCUGCCUGGAUCGGGAUGCGGAUGUUCGGGGCAACGGGAGGAGAGUAUCUGUGGGUGGAUCUGUCUCCUGUGACGUAUGUUCACUGGGCGCCAGGAGAGCCCAACAACGCCAACGGGGAGGAGCAGUGCGUACAGAUGAACAGAUAUCCAGGUAGAGUGUCCCACGGACAGAGUCAGGCACAUGGAACGACGCUAACUGCGGCCGAGCCAACGCGGGCUACGUUUGUAAGAAACUGCCGGGAGACCACCACACUCCCCCCCCCUCCGACCCCCGCGUGGGAAGGAAACUGCCCCGAGGGAUGGAUGCGCUUCCAUAACAAGUGCUACUUGUUCAAAGGGAGUCACCACCAGAACGAGGUGAAGGCCAACUGGACUUACGCUCGAGACUGGUGCCGGGCCCAGAACGGCCACCUCGCCAUCAUCGAUGACAUCAACGAGAACGACUUCGUGGCCAGUUAUCUGAGGGACCUGAUCCACCCCGUGUGGAUCGGACUGUCCGACACGCUUCACGAGGGCAAGUUUGCUUGGACUGAUGGAAGUCCGGUCCUGUUCACCAACUGGGCAGAGAAGGAGCCCAACAACAACGACGGCAAGGAGCACUGCGUGAGUGUGACCCAUAACCAUCUGGUGACGGGACGCUGGAACGAUGAGAACUGUGAGGAGGAGAGAGGCUGGGUUUGCUACAGGAACAAAGACAGCCAACUACCAGCCCCCCCCGCCACAACCAGCCCCUGCCCCUCCAACUACGUCUCUUGGUACAAGAACUGCUACAGGCUGGUGUCGGAGCCGAAGACGUGGGAGGAGGCGGAGGCGGUGUGUGUGAAGGAGGGAGGACACCUGGCCAGCGUGGACAUGAGCUACGACCAGGCCUUCAUCUCCGGGGCCAUCCAGCAGGCCAACACGGACGCCUGGAUUGGCCUCAGGCGCAAGGAGGACGGUGACACCUACCAGUGGUCAGACGGCUGGCCGGUGUUCUACACGCACUGGGGUCCGGGGGAGCCCACCAACCACAAAGGAGAGGGCUGCGUCAGCAUGCACGGCCGUUCACACUUCAUCCAGGGAACAUGGAACGACACGGCCUGCGACGCGGCCAAGCCGUACCUCUGCAAGAUCACAUUCGAAAGUCCUCCGCCGACCCCGGCUCCAGGUGAAGGGACCUGCCCGCCGGGCUUCUGGCAUUACGGGCGUUACUGCUACUUUGUGCAUAACGGAAGGGAGGGCUUCUCCUGGCCGGAGGCGCGGCACUACUGCCUGCUGGUCAAAGGCGCUGACCUGGCGUCCGUACACAGCCGAGCUGAGGUGGAGUUCAUCAGGAACAUCAACUACACCAAAUACCACAACGUGUGGCUCGGACUGACCAGAGACGCCUCAUACGGAUGGGGCUGGACAGACCUGAGCGCGCUGGCCUUCACAAACUGGGCUCCUGGCGAGCCGAACGAGGCCUUCCACGAAUUUGGCCAGGAGGACUGCGUGGAGAUGUACGAGGAUGGAACGUGGAACGACAACAACUGCUUCCAGAAGAGAGGCUUCGCCUGCAAACUCCACCAGCAUUCUACAGGCGGAGAUGAUCACACUCGCCCGACGUCUGAUCCGGCUGCCGAGCAUGCGUCGGUGGUGGCCGGUGCAGUAAUCGGCGCGAUCCUGCUGGUGGUGCUGCUUUUGGGGAUUCUGUAUUACGUCUUCCGUGUGAAAGGAGUCAAACUGAGCGCCGCUGGUCUCCCUGGGAGAGACACCAAACACAUAGACGUGCCUGCUUUCAACAACCCGAACUUCGCAGGAGAGUCGGAGACAUGAAGAGGCGGACGAAGCCGCUCAGCUUGUACAGAUUCAGCGUUUAUGCUAAAGUAAAGAAGGUUAGACAGAAUU
Molecule: messenger RNA, 6811 nt
Organism: Colossoma macropomum (tambaqui)
Lineage: Eukaryota; Metazoa; Chordata; Actinopteri; Characiformes; Serrasalmidae
Product: macrophage mannose receptor 1
Exons: 50
Coding region: 215-6739 (2174 amino acids)
Molecular function (GO): signaling receptor activity; carbohydrate binding
Source: RefSeq, a predicted model, not a curated record